Messenger RNA from Saccostrea echinata, 1148 nucleotides. Its product is annotated as PIH1 domain-containing protein 2-like. The record is from RefSeq and is a predicted model, not a curated record. Gene Ontology annotation, cellular component: cytoplasm; R2TP complex; ribonucleoprotein complex. Gene Ontology annotation, biological process: box C/D snoRNP assembly; rRNA processing. NCBI's taxonomy places the organism in Eukaryota, Metazoa, Mollusca, Bivalvia, Ostreida, Ostreidae. Bases 48 to 1079 code for a protein of 343 amino acids. The transcript is spliced from 5 exons.
GGGACAAUAUUAAUAUUUUCAUCUCUGGCAUCACAUUCAUUAAAACGAUGGCUGUUCCUGAUGGUGUAGAUAGGGAUUCCAUGAUGAAGCAGGCUCAAAAUAUAUGGACAAUGUUAGAUGAAAUGGCAGAAAAUAAUCCACAGGCUUACAGAAACUUUAUUGACAAACAUAUGACAGAAGGGAAGGAGUACAUGAAACCAGCAGAGCCCCAUAUGUGUGUCAUGACAAUGGUCACAAGUACAAAGAGAAGAUAUUUCAUUAAUUUUUGUUCUUGGAAUAAAAUCCCAGAGCCAAAGACUCCUGAGGAUGCUAUACCUGUUACUGGAACUAAAGUCUUACAGGACAAGGACGAGAAUGGAGACUUUUCCUACUCUGGAGUUGCAUUUAAUCCAAAGAUUUUGGAGGAAUUCGGGAUGGACUGUAAAAAUUCAUCGGAUCGAACUGCUCUUAUAAACUUAGCCAUAGACUAUGUACACAAUCAACAUAAAAUCACUCUAUCAAGGAGUUUUUCAAUUUUACCAUCUACAACUAAAUUUAAGGGCAACAUCCUAAGUCUACAAAAAGCAUUCCAGAGUCAGAAACAGAAUGAAGAUGAUGAGUUUGAUGAACAGCUCUCAGAGCUGGAAAAAACUUUUGGAUUACAAGGUUGUGGUGCAAAAGACUCUCUAUUGAACAAAUUAGCAAAUUUAUCUACAGAGGACAAUGCAAAGAGUAAUAAUACUCCAAAUAUUCAGCUACCAGGACUAAGCAAAGAAAAGCCAACAAAACAGAAUCUUAUUCAGGAAAUGAAUUCAACCAAUCAGAAACCAGUAUCGGAGGUUAAAGUCCCAGAGUACAAUAUGGAGGAGAAAUUCAAAGAAAAAGACUUAGAGGAGCUGAUUCUAACCAUAAAAUUACCUGGAGUGAACAAAGUGUCAGAAUGUGAGCUUGAUAUUUCUGAGGAUGACAUUGACUUGACAGUGGAAGAUCUGUAUCAUCUGAAUGUUUCUUUUCCCUACCUCAUUGAUGAUUCUAAUGCAUCAGCGAAAUUUAACAAAAACAAUUCAUCACUGAUCAUAAGACUACCUGUGCAGACAUAGUGAGAAAGUUCAAGGAACAGGAAGUGCAGUGGAGACUAAAUACCAUUGUAUCAACUUUCAUUAUAUGUA